AUGGUGGCCAACAGCUUCUCAAAGAGAGCUCCACCAUGCGAAUCGAAAGAAUCAGGGCCGAAGGCAGAGAAAAGAGCCUUCUGGGCACGCGGCUUCGUGGCCCGACUGGCUUCAUGGGUUCAAGGAUCAUGGGAAUCCAGACAUGCAGACUUGAGUCCAGGCCGUGGGCCAGGCGAUGGCAUUCGCAUCGUGACAGCCAUGACUCCCAAUGGCCAUGGUCUGGUGGCCCCACUACCCGCUCACUUGAGCCAUGGAGGCUUUUGCGGGGGCACGCCUGUGUCCAGGCAGGGUCUAGACCCAGCCGCCAUGGGAAAUGCGUUGACAACAAUCAACAGCCUGCCCCAACCGCAUAGCUGGGCACAUGGUCAACAGCUUCAGACGGACGCUUUUCAGACACACGGACUCAACCAGCAGGCGUUGUUCGGACAGCCUUCCAUUGUGGCAUCGUCCUUCUUCGGUCCAAUCAACGACAAUCUCUUCGGUGCUGGUUCAUCUGCGUUGGGAUCGACUCGCCCAUUUAGCCGCUUCCCUUCAGCAGGACCUGCUUCUGGCGAAAGACUCUUCAAGCCAGCGGCUGGACCACUGUCUGCAUUCCAAGAGGAGGAACCGCGUCAAUUUGAGCCACCGCCGCCACCGCGCAGUGCUCCCUCGCUGCAGUACAAUGACGAACCACCCCGACAAGAGCCUGCAAUGCCGGCAUGGGACGAACCACGACAAGGUUUCGGCGUCACGCAGAACGUUAACCCGUCUGUUCCAGGUUUCAGAAGUCAAGGUCGCAAGUCUGAACUCAAGGUCAGAAUGUCAGACAGCCAUUGGGAGAGCCUCCGCUUCUCCCCUGGUGAUGAUUUGGAGUUGCACGGGCAGCAAUUUGUAUCCCGCUGUGGCCUCAAGAGUGCUUUUCUGCCUGGCGUCGUGGCGAGACUCAAGCAGAUGGCUGCUAUCCAGCAAGACUAUGUCAUGAAACUGAACACCUCUCAGCACAGAGGUGUGAGGGAGGAGGCCAUCACUUCAAUUGCUGUGAUCGCCGGUGUCAUGGAGAAGGAUUUCGUGCAGUACUAUGACAGCAUCAUGCCUAUGCUGAAGCAAUUUGUGAUGACCGCAACAAGCAAGAAGGAAAACCGCUUGCGCGGCAAGUCCUUUGAAUGCAUGUCUUUGUUGGGCAUUGCAGUCGGAAAGGAGAAGUUCCUCAAUGAUGCCAAGGAGGCAAUUGCUGCAAUGAUGAACACGCAGGUGGAGGCAGAUGAUGUGCAGCGUGAGUACAUCAAGGAAGCUUCCGAGCGAAUUUGCACAUGCUUGAAGAAGGACUUUGCCCAGUUCCUGCCCCCGCUGCUGCCGGGCAUCUUCAGGAACCUUCGCCUUGAUGAGAUGCAUGCUCCUGCAGCUGCUGGCAAUGUAGAUGAUGACGACGACUCCUAUGUCCAGGUCCAGACUGGUGAUGGCAAGUAUGUCAGAGUACACACCGAGAAAUUCCAAGACAUGAUGCAGUCCGUGCAGUUGCUGCAUACCUUUGUGACAGAGAUGGAAGGAGGCUACUUCGAGGCCAUCCCUGAGACAGCAAAGGUCCUCUUGCCUCUGCUGACAGCCAGAGAAGAGUAUACGAUGCUUUGCGAUGAGGUUCGUGGCACAGCUUUGCAAGUUUGGAGCUUGCUAAUCAAAUCUGCACGGCUUGGUGCACAGGAGCGUGGCCAGCCGAAUGCAAUGGCCAAAGAGCUGCUGGGAACCGGUUUGCAGGCGGUUUUCGGUCAGCUGGAACAGAACCAGGAGACAGAUUUCUUGCACGAAAUCUCUUCAGGCAUUGCAGAGUGCAUUAAGAAUGUCGGACCGGGUGUCCUCUCUAACGAAGAGGUUCGAACUCUGACCUCCAGGGUAUUCGCCUUGAUGGACCAAUCGCUGGCAAGAAGUGCUAAGCACGCCAACGAAGAAGCCAAGAACAAACAGGAGGCUAGCCACCUUCCUCAGGAGCUCCAUGGUGGAGAUGAAGAUGAUGACGAACAGGGCCCAGCUGCUGAUGAGGAGAUGGUGAACCACCGUCACUUGCAUGACCUCAUGAAGUCAUGA
This is a messenger RNA of Cladocopium goreaui, 2058 nucleotides long. NCBI's taxonomy places the organism in Eukaryota, Dinophyceae, Suessiales, Symbiodiniaceae. The record is from the annotation of a GenBank genome assembly.